This is a messenger RNA of Microthlaspi erraticum, 297 nucleotides long. Lineage: Eukaryota; Viridiplantae; Streptophyta; Magnoliopsida; Brassicales; Brassicaceae. The record is from the annotation of a GenBank genome assembly.
AUGCCUACUUGCACGUAUCCUCAUGGGGAAGUACUGUCAACAUCAACCUUUCCUAGAUGUACCACUCCAAUCUGCCUCCUCGCAUGGCUGGGUGGUAUCCUAAUCGGAAGAGACUUACUGAAGAAGAGCCUGGGAAAGAGCUGGAGUGACAGAGUAGAUGUGGUCGCGCAGACGCUAUCAAACAUCAAAGUGAUUGAGUUAGAUGAGGUCGAGUGCCGUGAUCGAGCUCGAGGAGGUUACGCUGGAGCCCAACCUGAGAGACAGAAUCAGAGUCAAGUGAGAAGGCCCACAGUUUGA